Cuscuta campestris is the source of this 1496-nucleotide messenger RNA. The record is from the annotation of a GenBank genome assembly. NCBI's taxonomy places the organism in Eukaryota, Viridiplantae, Streptophyta, Magnoliopsida, Solanales, Convolvulaceae.
CCGAUUCCGACAGCGACCACGUACAUUGUAUAUAUUGCACAAACUCGCUGCAUUAUCCUCUCUGGCAAUUGGUAUUAUUGUUAUUAUUAUAAUAAUAAUUAUAUUCGUUUCACAAAAACAAAUAACUCAAAUCCCAGGCAGGCAAUAAGUCAAAUAAUAAUAAAGGGAAGAUGAUGAUGCGCAGCAUGUCAAGCUCCGCCGCCCCACCGAGAGGCAUCGCCGCCGUGGUCGGCGUCGGUCCGAAGCUCGGCCGGUCAAUCGCCCGGAAGUUCGUCCACGAGGGCUACACCGUCGCGAUUCUCGCCCGGGACUUGGGCGCCCUGUCCAGAUUCGCCGACGAGAUCGCCAGGGAAGAGAAGGCCCAAGUGUUCGCCAUAAGGAUAGACUGUUCCGACACUCGGAGCAUACGAGAAGCGUUCGAGGGGGUCUUGUCCCUCGGAUUCGUAGAAGUUUUGGUUUACAAUGCCUACAAGACGGUGCCGAUCCCGUUGACGAAUUUCGUGGAUAUUAAGGUCGAGCAAUUCGAGAAAUCCAUGGCCAUUUCCUCCGUCGGGGCUUUCCACUGUGCUCAGCAGGUGUUGCCGGGCAUGGUUGAAAGGGGAAGAGGGACGAUUCUUUUCACAGGUUGCGCGGCUUCCCUUGCCGGAAUUGCUGGCUUUUCCGAACUAUGUUGUGGAAAAUUUGCAUUGCGUGCCUUAUCACAGUGCUUAGCUAGAGAGUUUCAACCUCAAGGGAUACACGUAGCUCACGUGAUCAUUGACGGCGUGGUCGGAACACCUCGAGGGGCAUCAUCAUCAUCAUCAUCAUUACUAUUAUCAUCAUCAUCAUCAUCAUGCUCACAACAGCAGAAAUGGGGGUUUAGAGAUAUGCAGCAGAGUGAAGGAGGAGUGGAAGACGGGUCAAUGGACCCGGACGAGUUGGCCCGCACAUACUGGCACUUGCACGUUCAAGACCGUUCCGCUUGGACCCAAGAGAUCGACCUCCGCUCCUUCAGAUCCACUUUCUAAUUUUACUCUCUCUUAAAUUCCCCCCCACCAAAUUUUUAUAUCCAGAUUCAUCUGUCCUGUUCCAUCCCCAAUUAUUCCAAAGUCACGUCACAGCUGUACUUUCUUCUUUUUCUUUUUCUUUUUUUUUUAUUUCUUUCUCUUCCAAAUUUUAUUAUGCUCGUAAUUUAUUUUUUUUAAAGUGUUUGGGUUUCUGUAUCUAAUUAAUUAAUUAAGGAAGAUUGUAAUAUAUAUAUUUCUCGGAAGAAUGAUGGCAAGGAGAGGGAUGAUGAGGGUGGGUAAUUAAUGAAGGUAAAUUUACCAUCAUGCCCUCUCAUAGGAAGGGUGAACAGUGAUUUACAAGGGACAUAAUGGUAAAAAAAUUUCGUAUACCUCACCCUACUCAUUGCCCUAACCUUAUCCUUGCUCUAUCAUUUUUCUUCUCAAAAUGUAUAUGGAGUAACCUUUUUUGGUUUCUUUACGGAUUAUAAUUGCUGUCACAGAUUGAUACGU